Molecule: messenger RNA, 924 nt
Organism: Carica papaya (papaya)
Lineage: Eukaryota; Viridiplantae; Streptophyta; Magnoliopsida; Brassicales; Caricaceae
Product: MAPK kinase substrate protein At1g80180
Source: RefSeq, a predicted model, not a curated record
CUUCCACUCUCCACCAUUUCUCUCUGUAAAUAAAUACAUGUGCUUGACAAAACUGUCAUGUUCUGCAGCUAACGGCUUAGAGAAAACCACGUUUGGCUCCCAAGAAAAUUUCUAGAGAGAAAAAAGAGAGAAAGUCUCCUCCAUGGCUGGUCUGCAGAGAUCCGCAGUUUCGUUCAGGAGGCAGGGAUCUUCAGGACUAGUUUGGGAUGAUCGGUUCAUCUCAGGCGAGCUGAAUCAAGUAGCCAAUCAGCAAAAAGAAGAAGAAGAUCAUCAUCAUCAUCAUCAUCAUCAUCAGCAGCAGCAGCAGCAGCAACAAGAAUUAAAUCAACGCCAAGAAAUUUCACAGCAGGAAUCGGUUGAUGUCAAAGAUGGCAAGCCAUCCAGAGGACUUGAACCAAUCAGGACCAUCGAUAGAAGCCGAUCCAACGGCGGAGGACGAGGCUACCGCACCGGCAAGGUGUCUCCGGCGAUAGAACCGCCUUCCCCCAGAGUCUCUGCAUGUGGGUUUUGCAACGCCUUUGGAAACAAACCUAAAGGAAAUAAUCGUCGGACGGCGGCCAAGUCCGGUAAGCGUAGAUCGAGGUAGGAUAUUCCGCCGAUGAAACCUCGAUUUCCGUUAGCGUUAGUGUGAGAUAUAUAAUAUUAAUUUCUGUUUCCUAUUUUGAAACGGUUUAGUUUAGCAGGUUUCCUUUUUCAAAAGUUGCAUAUCUCAUCUACAUAAAGUUGAGAGAUUGUAGGAGUUUCUGGAAAACAUAAAAACAAGUUCAUGGGAUGCUUUGAUUUCUCUGUGGGUAUUACUUUAGACUCUAUUGGUUUCAUGUUCUUGUUCUGUUUUUGAAUAGAUUCUGCAUAUGGGUUUUGUUGUUUUGUCUGGGUUAUAUGUAAUUAUACAUAUAUAUAUAUAUGUAUGUAUGUAUGUGUGUA